This is a messenger RNA of Aegilops tauschii subsp. strangulata, 1532 nucleotides long. RefSeq names its product transcription factor ILR3. NCBI's taxonomy places the organism in Eukaryota, Viridiplantae, Streptophyta, Magnoliopsida, Poales, Poaceae. Gene Ontology annotation, biological process: regulation of DNA-templated transcription; intracellular iron ion homeostasis. The record is from RefSeq and is a predicted model, not a curated record. Gene Ontology annotation, molecular function: protein dimerization activity; DNA-binding transcription factor activity.
CCCUCCCCCCUCCCCUCCCCAGCAGCCAGCCUCCCCCGCGAACGAACCCUAGCCAGGCACGGCGGCGGAUCCCUCGGGCGGCCCGGAGCCACAGGCCGCCGCGAUGAUGGACGGCGGCGGCGGCGUCGGAGACCCGGUCGAGGAGUUCCUCAUCGGGGGCGCCGGCGACGGCGGGGAGGACUCCCUCGCCGCCUUCUGCGACGGAGGACUUGGGAUUGAGGAUGUGAGCGGAGGUGACUCUGGUCUCGGGCACUCUAAUUUCGGGAAAAGGGGCAGAGAUGAACCAUCUCCAUCUGGUCCAAAGUCAAAGGCUUGCCGCGAGAAAAUGCGGAGGGAUAAACUGAAUGACAGGUUUCUUGAAUUAUGCUCGGUUAUGAAUUCUGGCAAGCACACUGGUGUUGAAGAAUGUUCGGCUAGCAAUCCUGGGAAGAAUGCUAAGUUGGAUAAAGCAAGUAUCUUGAGCGAUGCAACUCGUAUGUUGACACAACUCAGAGGCGAGACCGAAAAGCUGAAGGAAUCAAAUGUGAAUCUUCGAGAGACAAUCAAGGACCUUAAGGUCGAGAAGAAUGAGCUCCGAGAUGAGAAGUUGAGCCUGAAGGCAGAAAAGGAAAGGCUGGAACAACAACUCAAAGCAGCAAGUGCUGCUCCUACAGGAUUUGCUCCUCAUAUGCCUUAUCCAGCUGCGUUCCACCCCGCAGUAUUCCCUCCAUUUGCACCACCUUAUCAAGUCCCAGCCAACAAAGGCGCUCCGGUCCCCGCUGCAUUCCCUGGAAUGGCGAUGUGGCACUGGUUGCCCCCAACCGCCAUGGACACAACUCAAGACCCAAAGCUUUGGCCGCCGAAUGCUUAGGCGUGCCGACCCCGGGAUGCUGACUUGCGCUGCCAUUCGCCCAUUGGCAAGUCAGAACGUUUGUCAGGUCCCUGAGAUGAAAGGAAGCUCGCGAUUGCAGUUAUUGUGUUUAGCCUGUUGUUUUGGGGUCACUUGUCCCAUAGAGAGGUGAUACCUGUAAUUAAUCUGGAUCUUAACCCUCUUGCUUGGAAAAUAUAUUCAGUGCUACCAUACCUCUUGUAUGAGUGUUAUGUAUGGAAUUGCACUGGUUUGUUUCUUGAGUUUGUACCUACAAGUACCUGUGUGAUGCAUUUGGAAGUACCUGUUUUGUUUAUAUAAAGUUGAACAUGUGAGCACUUGAGCUGAUCUUUGAAAAAAAAUAGAAUUACAUGUAGAACCUGUGUUCUUUCAUUGACAAGAUUUGUGUUUAUCUUGUUACAUCAUUUCAAGAAGAUAAAUAAGUUACUGAUAUAAUAAGUUGAAAAGGUUCCUUAAUGCCCAAGCAGUACAACAAUGACAAGAAAAUUAUUUUUUUAACUCAAAACUCUACAGUUCUUUUGCCACAAAAAGGUACUUCUAUUACUUCGAACAAGCACACUUCCAAGUUUGUUGCCCUCCACUUUUUUGGUAAGAACUUGACCAAAUGUGGUACAAUAGGGUGUAACAAAGGAACCCCGACUAUGUAGGUACCACCUCCAAACUA